AAAAACAAGUUGUAGAAAGUGAGAGAGAGAAAACCCUAAAGGCACAAAAUAGGUUUUGGCUGUCGUUUCGUCCCUCCCUCUUCCGUUGAACGAACAUCGGCGUUUUCACCGACGAAUCCAACUUUCUUUCCAUUUCUCUCUACGAUUCAGAGAUGAUUAUAACUUUCUGCUUAUGCAGGUCUUUCACUUGGAUUCAGAAAUAGCACUUUUGUUUCUUCUAGAUAAUUAGCGACAGAGAUGGAUGAUUGGGAGGCUGAAGACUUUCAACCAACUCCUGCUAAAGUUGAACUGAAAAGUAACUGGGAUGAUGAGGAUGUUGAUGAGAAUGACAUCAAGGACUCUUGGGAAGAAGAGGAUGAUGAUGAGCCUGCUCCGGCAGCUGUAGUAAAGCCUGCUCCAAAGAAAGCAGCAAAAGUUGUUGAAAAGAAGGCUAAAUCUGUUGAAGAACCAUUAAAGGAAGAGCCUUUUGAUCCUAUUGCUGACAAACUUCGCAUGCAGAGGCUAGUGGAGGAAGCUGAUUACCAGGCAACUGCUGAACUCUUUGGAGCAAAGACUGAAGCAAAAAGCGUUGAUAUUUUCAUUCCCAAGUCUGAAAGCGACUUCUUGGAAUAUGCUGAGAUGAUAUCUCGUAAGCUUGUACCUUAUGAGAAAAGCUUUCACUAUAUUGGGCUGCUCAAAGCAGUGAUGAGACUUUCUGUGGCCAAUAUGAAAGCAGCUGAUGUUAAAGACGUUGCUUCCUCCAUUUCGGCAAUAGGAAACGAAAAGCUCAAGGCAGAGAAAGAUGCUGCUGCCGGCAAAAAGAAGUCAGGUAAGAAGAAACAACUGCAUGUGGAUAAGCCUGAUGAUGAUCUUGUUUCGGGUCCUUAUGGCGCCAUGGACGACGAUGAUUUCAUGUAAAAGAAAAUGGCUUGGAGUUUGCACUUACUACCUAUGUAGGAUAUUGCAACUAAGAAGAGGUUUAAAUCAUUUUACGUUUUUUUUUAAUUAUCUAUUGAAGCAACACAAAUUAUGAAAUUAGUAAAACAGAGUUGCCUUUUUCUCUGUGUUUCAUUUUCUCUAGCCUUCAUUUAAAAAAUUAUGUAGUGUGAUUUUUUUUUU
This is a messenger RNA of Brassica napus (rape), 1098 nucleotides long. Its product is annotated as eukaryotic translation initiation factor 3 subunit J. Gene Ontology annotation, molecular function: translation initiation factor activity. Gene Ontology annotation, cellular component: cytoplasm; eukaryotic translation initiation factor 3 complex. The transcript has 7 exons. The coding region runs from base 238 to 897 and encodes 219 amino acids. The record is from RefSeq and is a predicted model, not a curated record. NCBI's taxonomy places the organism in Eukaryota, Viridiplantae, Streptophyta, Magnoliopsida, Brassicales, Brassicaceae.